Messenger RNA from Larimichthys crocea (large yellow croaker), 2606 nucleotides. RefSeq names its product solute carrier family 5 member 6 (gene slc5a6b). Gene Ontology annotation, cellular component: membrane. Bases 262 to 2130 code for a protein of 622 amino acids. Lineage: Eukaryota; Metazoa; Chordata; Actinopteri; Sciaenidae. The transcript has 16 exons. Gene Ontology annotation, biological process: sodium ion transport; transmembrane transport. Gene Ontology annotation, molecular function: symporter activity. The record is from RefSeq and is a predicted model, not a curated record.
GAGACUCUAAAACACGCAGAGUUCGUGUCCUGGACGAUGAUUCCGCAUCGUGUCGUCUUUGGUUCUUACGCGUAAAAAGUGCCAACAGGUUGUUUCCAACUGAGCCUGACGCACCUUGAUGCAGCCAUGUCAAGAUUUAUUUUUAUUACUAUUUCAAGGCUGAUGGACUCUCCUGACUGAUGGGUGUGGACAAAGACGUUUCCCAUCCGUCUGAGCGUGUGACUGCAGAAGAACAGCACCCGAGAAUUAAAGACAAUCGAGAUGGACCCGUCCGAGCAGAAGCACUUCACCGUCGUGGACUAUGUGAUAUUUGCGACCUUGCUCGCCGCUUCCAUGGGCAUCGGGCUGUACCACGCUCUGUCCGGUGGGCGUCAGCGCACCACGCAGGAGUUCCUGAUGGCGGACAGGAGCAUGAGCUGUCUGCCUGUCUCGCUGUCGCUCAUCGCCUCAUUCCAGUCCGCCGUGGCGAUCAUAGGCGUACCGGCAGAGAUCUACACUCACGGCACUCAGUACUGGUUCAUCGGCUGUGCCUACGUUCUGGGCCUCCUCAUUCCUGCACACGUUUUCAUUCCGGUGUUGUACAGGCUGCGGCUCUCCAGCGCUUACGAGUAUCUUGAACUGCGCUUCAGCAAACCAGUGCGCAUCUGUGGAACUUUGACCUUCAUCUUUCAGACGGUUGUCUAUAUGGGAGUUUGUGUGUAUACUCCUGCCUUUGCACUAAAUGCAGUUACUGGAUUUGAACUAUGGGGAGCAGUGCUGGCCACUGGACUCGUGUGUACAUUGUACACAACAAUGGGCGGCCUGAAGGCCGUCAUCUGGACAGACGUCUUUCAGACUGUCGUGAUGUUUGCAGGGCAGCUGGCUGUCAUCGUGGUGGGAGUGCACAAGACCGGAGGAGUGUCUGAAGUCUGGAGGAAAGUCCUGGAAGGAAACCGCAUCUCUGGACUCGACCUAAACCCAGAUCCUACAGAGAGACACACCUUCUGGACUCUCGCAGUCGGCGGGGUCUUCCUCAUGCUGUCCCUGUACGGCGUGAACCAGGCUCAGGUCCAGAGAUAUCUCAGCUCGCGCACAGAGAAAGAGGCCGUCAGGUCUUGCUACAUGGUGUUUCCCUCCCUGCAGCUGGCUCUGGCUCUGAGCUGCGUGAUGGGACUCGUCAUGUUUGCACGUUACUGCGGAGAGGAUCAUUCAGACAAGCUGGGCACGUCAUCGCGGGACGCGAUGGUGAUUUACUUUGUGAUGGACAUGCUUCAAGGUCUGCCCGGACUGCCUGGUCUGUUCGUUGCGUGUUUAUUCAGCGCAGCUCUCAGCACCAUCUCGUCUGCUUUUAAUUCCUUGGCCACUGUGACAAUGGAAGACCUCAUCAAACCCCAUUUCCCCCCCAUGACGGAGUCGAGAGCCACCCUGCUGUCCAAAGCUUUAGCUAUGUCGUACGGGCUGCUGUGUCUGGCCAUGGCCUACCUCACCCACCUCAUGGAUGAUUCGGUUCUGCAGGUGGCUUUGAAAAUCUUCGGGAUGGUCGGGGGUCCCAUUCUUGGUCUGUUCUGUCUCGGGAUGUUCUUCCCGUGGGCCAACGCCAAUGGAGCUUUGGCAGGUCUCGGGGCGGGUCUGGCUUUGGCUUUCUGGGUCGGCAUCGGGAGCAUCGUCACUCGUAGCUCCGGCCCGAGACCCCCGCCGCCCAACUGCGGAGCCACCCUGCUGUCCAACAACACGACCGCCGCCAUCCAGACUGCACUCAGCAACGUCACUCUGAGCCGCCCCUCUGGACUGAAGAGGUUCUACUCGUUGUCUUACAUGUGGUACAGUGCGGUCAACUGCUUCACGGUCGUUCUCAUAGGCCUGAUCAUCAGCUUCCUCACAGGCCCCAUGAAAGAAGAAGAUGUGGCACCGGGCACAAUCUAUCCCGUGUUAGGAAAACUGUUUUGUUUUCUGCCCGAACACCUCCAAAAGAAGCUCUGCUGUGUGUCUCCUCUGAGACAGACGCUCCCCGCAGAAGAGAGGCGUCCUCCACAACACAAAGAAAUGAACGGGCUGGCCUACCAACAAGAGGACGCAGCGUCACAGGAAGAGACGGAGAGCUUCCUCCCUGAGGCUUGUGCACCAGUUGUGGAGCUUGAAACAACCGUGUGAUGUGAAACGGUUAAAAACGUCUUUACACGAAGCACUUGGACUGAAAAACAUGUAAUUUAUUUCUUAUUUUGUUGCCUCGGCGACGAGGAGCGUAAUUUACAUUUGCACUGUCAAACGCUGCAGAGAGGUCAAAGCUAAACACGGCAGGUUGUUGACUCGAGUGCAGCUGAGCCUGUUUUUAGUUUUCUACAUUGCCACAAGUUCGAUUUUGAGUUUUUGUCACCUUCAGGCGCUUAAUGGGAGUUUCCUGGAUGUCCUGUGAAGGUUAGAUCGACUAAAAAUAUACAAACAUUUACAUGUAAAUGUAUACUUGACAAUCCUUUAGCACUACAGCAGCUGUAUGAAUGGUCCCGUGUCACGCUUUGUGGUGAGAUGAUGACGAUGCCUCACCUUUUGUGUGUAUGACUGAUAUCUGUCUGCAUUACAACUGGAAAAACUUUUUUUCUAAGAAGAAUUAAAGAUUUUGUAGAUCAACA